Diorhabda sublineata is the source of this 4774-nucleotide messenger RNA. RefSeq names its product GTPase-activating Rap/Ran-GAP domain-like protein 3. Gene Ontology annotation, biological process: activation of GTPase activity; regulation of small GTPase mediated signal transduction. Gene Ontology annotation, cellular component: cytoplasm. Gene Ontology annotation, molecular function: GTPase activator activity. Lineage: Eukaryota; Metazoa; Arthropoda; Insecta; Coleoptera; Chrysomelidae. The record is from RefSeq and is a predicted model, not a curated record. The coding region runs from base 355 to 3150 and encodes 931 amino acids. The transcript is spliced from 18 exons.
GUUUUCGUAUACGGUUAUCCUUGCUUGCUUUUGCUCUUAGUGAAGCGCGAACGUCUAUCUGUGACGUCACGCAUCGUACGCUCUUGCUGCAUAAUUUUGAUCAAAAAAUUUCAAAGACGCGUUGCACUCUCGGCUCAAUUUUAGUUUGUAGUGUGUGUUUAGCGUGUUGGGUCUUUUGCAACGUUUUUGAGUUUGUUGCAGGUGUCGGAGUGCCGCACUAUUCCAAGUGUAACACAACGUGGCGCGUUUUCCCCGUUCGAAAUAACACGCAGAAAGCAAUUCGAGUAAUGGCAAAAGUUGAUUAAAGUCGGAAUGCAUCGUCGUCGAAAUGGAUUGAAGUACUAAAAAAACAAUAUGGAGAAUCGACCCAAGCCCGGUACAUCAGGACGACCUCGUCUUCAAAGGUCCGAGAGGGUUUUUAGCGAGUCCCACCUCACCUCUUGGGAAUUGUUCGUUAGAGAUUCAUUGUUGACUCUCGCGUGGCCGGACCUACUAAACAGCGUGUCAAAUUCAACCGCCAGCGACCUCAUAUCAAGAAGAGGAGUAUUUUCUAGACGAUAUUACGGAUCUGUAGAGCAGCUACAACAACCCGAAGUAGACGGGCAAGAGCACUGUAGACGAUUUAGGAUAGAAAAUGGGGAUUCUCCAGGCGAAAAAGACGAAAUGUUCGGAUCGCCGAGCACUCCGGUUCUCGAAAAUCCGGAAUAUCAAACAAGAUGGUACUUCAAAUAUUUUUUGGGAAAAUUACAUCAAAAUUACGUUGGACUGGAUAACGACAAAUCACCUUUUUUUCUUAGUAUAGUUCUAAAUGAAGAUACCAAUACCUGCGUGCCUCUAUGUCGAGCAAUUUUAUUCAAAAAAACCGGGACGCAGAAAAUAUCGUUGCCGAUAUCGCAACAGAAAGUUUUAACGGUUAAACAGAUACUAUCGAAUUUUCCGAAUAUCGAUAAAAUCGAUAAAGGUCCGAAAGAAAUAUUUUCACCUGAUAUUCAAAAAGAUUUAUUACUUCUAGAGGAACAAGAGGGUUCGGUCAAUUUCAAAUUCGGGGUUAUUUAUAUGAAACAAGGUCAAAAUAGCGACGACGAAAUUUUGAGCAAUGAAUAUGGAAGUUAUAGGUUCGAACAAUUUUUAUCGUUAUUGGGAGAUAAAAUCAAAUUGAAAGGAUGGGAUAAAUAUAGGGGAGGAUUGGACAUUAAAGGUGACAUGACCGGAAAAUUUUCCGUUUACACUAUAUACGAGGGUCACGAGAUUAUGUUCCAUGUAUCGACGUUAUUGCCCUAUUCCCGCGACAACCGACAGCAAGUUGAAAGGAAACGACAUAUCGGAAAUGACAUCGUUAACAUCGUCUUCAUAGACGGCGAAUGGGAAUCGUCGGAAACGGCGCACUCCCAAUUCAACCCGACUUGUAUCAAAUCGCAAUUCACACACAUAUUCGCGGUGGUAACAAUGGACAACGAUAGUCAGUACCGUCUCUCCGUAUUUUCGGACGAAUCGGUACCGUUAUUUGGGCCGGGCCUACCCUGUCCGCCCAUUUUCAACGACCCCUACCUUUUCAGGGAGUUUCUACUAGUAAAGCUAAUAAACGGUGAGAAGGCUACAUUCGAAACACCCACGUUCGCCAGAAAGAGACAGCGAACUCUGGAUAUGCUUAUCAAGGAUUUGUAUUCAGAACAUAUGAUCGAUGGAAGGAUGGCUAUGUUGAAUCGUCGAGCAUUUUCCGACGUUUUGGCCGACACUCCACGCCAUUCUAGACUCAAGGAAGAUUCGCGUCAAAUAGAAUUCGUUCGGAUAGGUCAAGCUCUAAAAUUGGAAGCUAUAGUUCGAGGCGACGCCCCGACUAGUUUAGCUUCCGCAAGUUGUAGUACGGGUACUGUGUUUAAAAAAUCGCCGUGGGAAGCGAACUGUUUUUAUCCGGUAUUUCCGGUCCAAUCGAUAAUUUGCGCGGAUUCGUGGGGCGAUAACAGACUCGUAAUAGGAACUGAAGAAGGAGUUUACGUAGUUACAGAUGGUAGUUUUCAUCGUUUGAUAUUCGAUAAGACGUUACAAGUUCGGCAACUUAGCGUGGUUGAACCUCAUGGUAUAUUUUUGAUGCGCGGAGGGCAUAGUAAUAAAGAAGGGAAAAUAUACGUUUUCCGUUUGUCUCAAAUCGAAGAAUUGGCCGAAGCUAAAUCUCGUUUGGACGUUAAAGAACAUCGAUUGGAAAAAACUAGAGGAACGAAUUUAUAUUCAUUAUCAAGACCAGGUGGAUCGAAGUUAAGAAUGUGCGUGGUUAUAGGAAAGAAACUUCAAAUGUUUCAAUGGAAGCAUUCGGCAGCUUGGACAGCUUGGUGUCCUUCAAGUGAUACAGAUACCGUAGAAGGAUUCACGUUUUUGUGGGAAAUUAGUUUAAACGAAACCCCUACAAUGGUAACGAUCCUAGACAGCGGUUGGAGUCCGAGUUCACCGACCCACGGAGACACCCUUGUUUGUGUCGGAUACAAAAAUCACUGGGAUAUCGUUAAUGGCAGAAGCGGAUUAGCGCAACAUUUACAUACCGUCGAAAGUGCCAAAGCGAAUUUAGUAGCCGCUCUAGAUUUAUACGAGGAUCAAGAAGUACAACUACUUUUAUGUUAUAAUCACACGUGUCAUUUUCAAAAAAUUAAUGAAGCGAGCGCAUCGAAUACAAAUUUCGAUUUCCAUUGGAACUCCGUUCCGUCAGAUGUAGUUUGUGCUUUUCCAUACCUUAUUGCUUUCACGCAAAAUUCUAUGGAAAUCCGUUUGAUAGUCAACGGAAAUCUAAUACAUACAAUGACAAUGCCUAAACUACAAUUAAUCGCCUCAAAAAAUGACAUUUUCUUCGCAACUACUGCUCCGGAAUUUUUCCCUAACAAAACCGACCGAUUGUUAGUGGACGUGAGGCAACAAGAUUUUCAGAAACAUUCGCCACCUGGCAGUCCUAACGCUUCUCCGGAAAUAAAACCGCUUCGAAUUUAUCGAAUACCUAUUCAUUCAUUGCACAGAAACGACCAAUGUGUAAGUAAUUGCUCACCGCCGACAUGGAAAUCGACCGAAUCGAAAUUAACCGUUCCCGGAGAACCCCGUGUUUCCAGAAGUGCUACUAGCUCACCUAUUCCUCCAAAAGGGAAAAUCUUACAAGGAACUAUCAAAUGAUCCCGUCUCUUAUUCAUGAACACUUCCAGUGUUUAGUUUACUUACCGAGAUUUUUAUCGCCAAAUUUAUUAAAUAAUCAAACAACUAAAUUAAAAAUAUCUCGAACUUCUUCAACAAAUUGUUUAACACCUUCAUCAAGAACAAUCUCAGUAUCAGAAUAAUUUAAUUAUCGAAUCGCCUAUCAAUAUAAAGGUAGUAAGCAGUUUAAACAUUAUUUUUUAUAGAUAAAAUAAUCCAAAAAAUACUUUAUUCGUUCUUUUCUUUGUAAUUUUUUUGUCCAUUAAAACAUUUUUAGAAUAUACUCUCCAAAUAAACUAAAUCAUAAAAGUCGGUUGAUUAAUAAUCAAAAUAUCGCAUGGUAGUUUGUAUUAAUAGUGAAUGAUCUUAAUUAAUUUCCCGAUUGAAUUAACAAGAUUCAUUAUUUUGAUGUUUACGAAAUGGCGAUAGUUGUUUACUUAAUUUGAUCUUUAUGGGUUUUACUUUUUGGAAUGUUCUGGAUUUUUCUUAAGAAAUUCCGAGUCAUAUUUUGAUUGUAACAAAAAAUUCUAAAUCAUAUAUUCUGUUUUUAUUAAGUUUGACAUAAAGUUGAAUAACAAAAUUAUUUUUCACUGUACAUAACCAUUUAAUGGAAAAGACUUGUAUAUACAUCAGUAGCGGAGGAAAUAUCAAUUGAAAUUACUCGUAAUCGACAACGCAUAUCAAAAAAAUCUUCACUCUCUUAAAUAGGGUAGCGCAGAAUGUGUGUCAAACACUUAUGUCAAAAUAACUGAGUAGAAUUUAAUGAAUUUUCAUUAUUAUUAUAUUGCGAACGGUUUAAAUUUAAGUUUAAGAUAACACAAAUCGAUAAAAGAUAUUUAAAUUAAUUAUUAGAGCUGCAAUGGAACGUUUAUUUUGCGCUACCUUUUAUGAUUUGAUUCUAUGUAUUCGAUGCAUUCAGCGGACGUAGCGCUACCGCCAUCUACCGGGAACGUGUCGAACAUUCGCUGACAAGCAGUUUUCGAUUUAUGUAAAUUGUUUGUUUCUGUAAUUUACCUGUACUAAUACAACAGUUGCACAACGGUUUCGUCCUCUGAAUACAACCAUUGACUCAACUGAAUAAAUACGUAGGUUUAUUUUCAAUAUUAAAUCACAUAUUAAUUUAUAGUUAACGCUAAUAAAUCUACCUCUAAAGUUGAUGAAAAAUUGUGAUUAUAACUAUCUAGUCAUGAUGAUUAUUGUAAUAUAACCAAAAAUUGUAUCUAUUACAAGUUUCUGCACUAAUGAACUGAGAACUAUUCAACAUUGUUGUCAGAUAUUGAAUUUUUCCGAAAGUAUUGAGAAAUAAAUACAAACGUAAUUGUUUAAUAUUAAAAGAAAUGAAACUUUCCUUAGGUGUAAAUAUUAUGUAAAUAUUUGUACAUGACUUAAAAAUAAGGAAUUCGAUUUUAGUAUGUCGAGACAAUUGAAAAUGAAAUUUAUCGCACAUAGAUUGUUUUCUCGACAUUUUAAAAAUAAUUCCGCGACAAAAAUUCUCUAUACCUGCUGUCUUUCUAGAUGAGCCAUUAAGUUCGGCUAAAACGGGUUAAUGGACAUUGUAUAUCUUUUGAUCUACUCAUAAUAAUUCAAUAAAGUGAUUACAUCCUAA